This is a messenger RNA of Salvia hispanica, 758 nucleotides long. Its product is annotated as protein PHLOEM PROTEIN 2-LIKE A1-like. Gene Ontology annotation, molecular function: carbohydrate binding. The record is from RefSeq and is a predicted model, not a curated record. Lineage: Eukaryota; Viridiplantae; Streptophyta; Magnoliopsida; Lamiales; Lamiaceae.
UUCUUUAUUCGUAACAUGUGUUUCGCAUGAUUCGCUUUAGACACUUUUUCAAACUUUUCUUCAACUAUAUUUGGAAGCAAUUUCAGUGUCCAAAUUGAGACAACAAUUCCAUGGAUAAUCAACCAGUUGGGAAUGUCCACUCCGAUCCUCACUUGAUAGGAGAUCCAUCCAAGGUUAAAGGUCCGGAUAGCGAUGGAUCAUUCGGUAUCCCCGUUCGAGCCUUGAACAUCACUUGGGGCAAUGAUCCUCGAUAUUGGGAACUGGUUAAAUUUUGCGAGACCGAGUCUAAACUAGCGGGAUUUGAAGAGGGUGUGGCGCUGCAACAAGUGAAUUGGCUCCAAGUGACGGGGAAAUUCGAACUCGUGACCUUUAACAUCGUGCCAAAAUUAUACAAAGUGUACUACAUGAUGAAGUUCAACGAGGAUGCGUUUGGAUGGAACCACGCCCCGAUCAAAUUCAAGGUGAAAUUGGAAGGGGGCAGUGAGAGUGAAGUGAAAGUGAAUCUUCAUAAGUAUCGAGAGAAGCCGAUGAUGUGGCACAAGGUUUACGUCGGAGAGUUUAAUGUUGUCGGAGAUGGGAGUUCAAUGACGGUGGAGGUUGGGAUGUUUGAAGUGGAGACGGAUUGGUGGAAAGGCGGAGCGAUCCUCGGCGGCGUUCGGAUUGAACCCGAGUUAUAGAUAACUUAAUUAAAUGAUGUUAUUAAUUGGUAUAUGGUUUUGUAUUGCAUUAAUUAUAUACAUAUAAGUUCUGUUGUUUGA